AUGGCGGAGGAGAUGGUGGCCGAUGAAGUUACGGCUCCUCCUCGUAGGGUUCUUAUCAUCUCCGCUGGCGCUAGCCACUCCGUUGCUCUACUCUCUGGGGACAUUGUUUGUUCAUGGGGUCGAGGAGAGGAUGGACAAUUAGGCCAUGGAGAUGCAGAGGAUCGACCUUCUCCAACACAGCUAAGCGCCUUAGAUGAGCAUCAAAUUGUUUCCGUUACCUGUGGUGCUGAUCAUACGAUUGCUUAUUCAGAAUCACGUAUGGAGGUCUACAGUUGGGGAUGGGGUGAUUUUGGGAGAUUAGGACAUGGGAACUCAAGCGACUUGUUUACUCCGCUGCCAAUCAAAGCAUUGCACGGUGUUCGUAUUAAGCAGAUUGCUUGUGGGGAUAGUCAUUGUCUGGCUGUGACCAUGGAAGGAGAGGUUCAAAGUUGGGGGCGAAACCAGAAUGGUCAACUUGGUCUGGGGGACACAGAAGAUUCUCUAGUGCCUCAAAAGAUUCAAGCCUUUGAGGGAAUACGAAUCAAAAUGGUUGCUGCUGGUGCGGAACACACAGCUGCGGUUACAGAAGAUGGUGACCUGUAUGGAUGGGGGUGGGGACGAUAUGGAAAUCUGGGAUUAGGUGACCGGAACGACCGCUUGAUUCCUGAAAGAGUUACUUCUGCUGGUGGUGAGAAGAUGGCGAUGGUUGCUUGUGGAUGGCGGCACACAAUAUCAGUAUCCUACUCUGGAGCAAUAUAUACUUAUGGAUGGAGCAAAUAUGGACAACUUGGACAUGGAGACUUGGAGGAUCACCUUGUUCCUCACAAACUGGAAGCGCUGAGCAACAAUGUUAUCUCCCAGAUUUCAGGAGGUUGGAGACAUACAAUGGCUUUGACUUCUGAUGGAAAACUAUACGGAUGGGGUUGGAAUAAGUUUGGGCAAGUAGGAGUGGGAGAUAAUUUAGACCAGUGCUCUCCUGUGCAAGUGCGAUUUCCCGAUGAUCAGAAAGUAAUUCAAGUGUCAUGUGGAUGGAGACACACCUUGGCUGUGACUGAAAGAAACAAUGUGUUUGCUUGGGGCAGAGGUACAAAUGGACAGCUCGGCAUUGGAGAGUCUGUUGACAGGAAUUUUCCCAAGAUAAUAGAGGCACUGAGCGUCGAUGGAGCAAGUGGACAACAUAUAGAAUCUUCUAAUAUUGAUCCAUCUUCAGGCAAACUCUGGGUGUCGCCUUCAGAGAGAUAUGCGGUUGUUCCUGAUGAAACUGGCCUAGCGGAUGGUUCAAGCAAAGGUAAUGGAGGUGAUAUCAGUGUCCCACAAACUGAUGUCAAGCGUGUACGAUUUUGA
Molecule: messenger RNA, 1323 nt
Organism: Microthlaspi erraticum
Lineage: Eukaryota; Viridiplantae; Streptophyta; Magnoliopsida; Brassicales; Brassicaceae
Source: the annotation of a GenBank genome assembly